Molecule: messenger RNA, 888 nt
Organism: Microthlaspi erraticum
Lineage: Eukaryota; Viridiplantae; Streptophyta; Magnoliopsida; Brassicales; Brassicaceae
Source: the annotation of a GenBank genome assembly
AUGGCUGGUAGAGGGAAGUCGAAACAGGCUCGUUCCAAAGUGUUGAGUGACAACAAUGUAGACGAUGCCUCUCAUUUCACGUCUUCGAUUGAUGAUGCAACUAAGCGGAAGCUCCAACAUCUAAAUGUUUGGUGUCUUCGAGAUAAUCAUAGCUGUGAGAUCCCCAUAAGCCUUUAUACCUGUGAGACACUUGUAACCCUAAAGCUCUUUGAAGUGGUCUUGCGUGAUGUUGGUUCUGUUUCCUUACCAUGUCUCAAGACUAUGUAUUUGAAGUAUGUUCGGUAUCCCAACAAUGCCACCAUUAAGAGACUUGUCUCUUGCUGUCCUGUCUUGGAAGAGUUGAAGAUAUCUGGAUUUGGUCCUGAAGUCAUUUUGAUCGAUGACUCCGAGUCCCGUAGUUAUAAGAUAAAGAACUUGGAGUCCAGUUUCAAGUUGGAUAUUUCUCUCGGCUAUGGUGAAGAUUUUAAUGAAGCAAAGGUUUCAUCAAAGAGAGAAGCCAUCCGCAAGUUUCUUCCAGGGAUUUCAAAAGUUGGGGAAAUGAUCAUAUAUCUAGAUACUUUCAAGGGUUUUCAUCAUUAUUCCAAAUUAGAACCACUGCCUCUAUUUGAGUACAUGACCCGCCUGGAUGCUACACUCUGUCUCUCUGAUUUAAAAUGGUUGCCAACUUUUCUUGAGUGCUGCCCGAAUCUGAAAUCACUCGUUUUGGCGUUAGAUAAUGAUUAUGAGAAGAUCGGUUCUGAGGAGAUCAAUGAAAUAAGUUUCUCAUCUGUGCCAGAGUGUUUGCUGUCGUCGCUUGAGUCUGUUGACAUCAAAAGCAGCAUCGCUGGAAAUGCUGCAGAGAUGAAGCUAGUAAGACGCUCUAUCACAUGUCAAGUCGUCGUAGGUUGA